This is a messenger RNA of Insectozyma verbasci, 1443 nucleotides long. The record is from the annotation of a GenBank genome assembly. Lineage: Eukaryota; Fungi; Ascomycota; Pichiomycetes; Serinales; Debaryomycetaceae.
AUGUUUGCCAAUGUCAUUAAUAAAUUUAAAUCAUUCUUCCGUAAAACAGCUAAAUGUGAAAAAGUGACAUCAUCUGAAUAUGCAACUACUGUUUCAACACCAAAUUCAUUAGUAUCUACAUCACCAUUUAAUUCAAUUGAAUUUUUUGAUAUAUUUCAUGGAUUAUUAACACCAACUCCAAUUAAACUUGAUCCUAGAUUGCUUGAUACAUUUUAUGGAUGUCUUCAAGUUUUAUUAGUUGAUCAAGUUAUUGAAUCAAAUUAUUUAUUUCCUUUUCUUUACAAUAUCAAGAUUUAUUAUCCUAUCAAAUUUAACAAAGUUGAUAUUAUACCUGGGCUAAUUAAUAAAUUACCGUUGUUUAAGUUUGAAGAGUUGGCAUCUGUGCUUAGUACAAGAUUCGAUUUAAUUUCAUCUGUUAAUCAACUUGAAAAUUUAUUAAACAAAUCAAUACAAUGCAAACCCCCUGCAGUUAUUAAUUUAGUAUUAUCACAAAUAUCACAAUCUAUUAAUCAAGUAGAAAGAUUAUUAAAAGAAUUAGUACCGUCUACUCAAUCAACAUUAUUAGCCCCACCUUCUAAAAUUUUAGAGUCACCACAGUCAUCACAAUCUGUUAGAGAAAUAUCAAUACAAUUAUCCCCAUUGAAGAAAGUAGAACCAACUGACAUUGAUUUAUUGCAAAGAUCACAUCUUAUCAAGAAAAUAGAAUUAAUCGAUGAAAUUCAAUCAGAUGAAAAUGUUUUAGAAUUAUUGCCAACAACAAAAUUUGAAAAUCAAUUAACAACAACAUCAAAAUUUAGAGAUGUAAAUGAUGAAUCAGUAUUUCGAAAUAGACAAGUAGCAUGCAUCGAUCCACUAAAUUUCAAAAAAUCAUCAUUUGUACCUAUGGAAUCAAUUGAAAAUCAUAAAUAUAGCACCAUCAGACCAUCUACGAUUUUAUUAGAUUAUUCGUCAGAUGAAGAAUACGGCACAUUUAAUACAAGAACAAUUAAAAUUGAUAAAUUUUCAAAAUCAAGAAAGAAAUCUCUGAAAUCAAAAACAAUAAAUAGGUUAAAAAACUUUUUUGAUCAAGUUCAAGAAUAUGAAGAUUAUUAUUCACAAUUCACAAUAAAAAAAGUAUCAAUUAAUGAAAUGAGAGAAGCAAGAAAAAAAGAACCAGAAGGUGAAAAUGAAGCAGUAUCAGGAAAAGAAAAUGCUGAAAAAGUUGUGAAUUUUGAAUUUGAAAUUAAGAUGGUUAAUUAUGAUCCAACUUCUCCAAUUGAUGAAGGUUCAAUAGACGAGCUUAAAGAAAGGAAAAGAGAUAAAUUUAAAGCAUCAAUGCAUAGAUUUAAAGAUAAGUUCAAAUUCUGGAAACGUGAAAAUAAAGUUGAUUUAGAUGAUCCAUAUUAUGAACCAUUUUUAAUUGCAGAUGAAGAUCUUGACUAUAGUCGUUUUGAUCCUUUUUAA